This is a messenger RNA of Pocillopora meandrina, 1530 nucleotides long. Lineage: Eukaryota; Metazoa; Cnidaria; Anthozoa; Scleractinia; Pocilloporidae. The record is from the annotation of a GenBank genome assembly.
AUGAGCGACGAAUUUAGUCAAUGUUGCUCGCGUUUUAAGGAUGCAAUCAAAUUCACUCAACCGGAAUUAAGAUAUGAGGCGAGGGAAAAAGAGAAAAGAGUGCUUUUUACUUUGGAAAUUCCUUAUCCUCUUUUUAGAGAAUGGCAUAAAACUGUUCAAGAACGAAACGUUCUGCCGCGUGACACUUCCGGUCAAGAUUUGUCAAGCGGAUGUGAAGAGAUAGAGGCAAAUUCUCCUUCUACAAGCGCAGCAGAAAACUCACCCACGGCAAAAAGGUUCAGCUACAUAGAUUUGGUGGAAAAGUGCACAUUCGGGCAAUGCUUUGCCUUUAGCGAUGAUGAAAAUAUACGAGAUGGAAUCGAUGAAGCUUUGUUAAAUAUUGCUUAUAAAAUUUCAUUAGAUUACAAAAAAACUAAGGGCAGGGCAAGAAAAGAGUUGGAUAAUCGAGUCCGAAAGUUUCAUGUUAUGGAGGGUCAAACAAAACCUGUACAUGAACUCUAUCAAGAAAUUGAAAACAUACAAAAUGAGCUACAAGAUUGGAAAAAGGCCUAUGAAGAUUUAGAGUUGGAGAAGGAAAGAAUCUAUGAGGAAAUGGUGCUGGCAGUGAACCAAAAGGAAAAUGAAACCCAAGUUUUGCAGAAAACAAACAAAGAGCUUGAAGAUUAUAUUGCAUCAUUGGAAAAUUCUGUGGGAGUUAGUUCAUACCAGGGAAAACCUCUUUCAACUGUGAAAAAUAAGUUCAGGACCUUGAAAACUUUUAUUUCACGAGCCGAAGCUGCUCUCUGGUUCUGCUCUUCCUUUGGUGUUGAACUAGUUGGGUUAACUGUCAAAGAAUCAGACAGUGAUGUGGUUCACAACAUAACAAGUAAACCCAACUGUCAAGAUUUACCCACUCAAGCAGGAGAAAGAAAGUAUAGUACCUUGUCCACACAUGAAAAAGAGAAUGUUGAAAAAAUCCUUUUCUUACUGGACAAAUUUUGUGUGGGGGAUUCAUUUUACCACGAAAUUUCCAUGAUCACGGAUAGUCUACCAAGGUCCUACUUGGUCAAACAAUGCCGUGAUCAACUGAACAAAAUGUGCAAAAUUGAACCACUGAAUGCUAAGUUUGAAGGGGCCAAAGUAACUUCCGCUGAAACAGUGUUUAAAAUACAUAUCUCUGAUUUCCUGAAGCAAAACAGUGACUUUGAUCCCAUCACUGAUAAAAUCAAAAUCAAUGGUGAUGGUGCCAGAAUGACAAGAAAUUCAAAUUUUAUUUUACUUUCAUUUUCCAUUCUGCAAACAGAGGAGUCCGUAAUGUCUGCAAAAGGAAACAGAACUCUUGGCAUAGUCAAUGGAACCGAGAGUUACCACACAAUAAAAGACUCAUUCCAGAGUUUAUUCAAUGAGGUAAAUGACUUGACUGCCAAAGGUAAAAUGAAUGUGGAUGGCCAAGAGAUUCAAACUGAAUUAUAUCUUGGUGGUGAUUAUAAAUUUAUUUUACUGAUGCUUGGACUGAAGGGGGCAACAUCUAAUUAUGCUUGUGCCUGGUAA